Molecule: messenger RNA, 558 nt
Organism: Linum trigynum
Lineage: Eukaryota; Viridiplantae; Streptophyta; Magnoliopsida; Malpighiales; Linaceae
Source: the annotation of a GenBank genome assembly
AUGAGCGCCGCCGGCGAACAGCCGGUGGCCUCGCUGGCGGUGGCAGGCCAGCAGGCUGACCAGGCGGUGGCCUCUUCACCUGUACAGCCUACGAAACGACCGAAAACGCAAAGCGAUCAGGGCUUUUCUGGGGAGGGAACGAUGGCGGUGGACACAAACCAAAAGCAAGCGACGAUAGAGGCAGGCAACUUGGCGGCCAGUGUGACGGCGGAUACUGUGCAUGGAGAGUCAACCCUACCCGAAGGGAAGAGAGUGGAAGUUCCACAACAAGGCUCGGACCCUCAAAGCAAUAUACCUAUAUCAUACAAGGAUAAGGUUAUGGGAGCGACAACUGAGCCUCCGACUGAGAUUGAGGACGAAGACGAACAAGAUGCGAUGGAUAGUGAUACCGAAGGAGAACCGGACUGCCCUACAGUACGUUUUCCAAAGGGCUUCAACAGUCGUCGAGGUAAACGUUGGAGGCUCGCCCUUAUUGUGAGGGUAUUGGGACACUCGUUCCCAUUCUUGUUCAUUCAACGUCGACUCCAAACAAUGUGGGCAUGCACUGGACCUGUGUGA